AUGGCGCAGAUGUCAGCGGCCAUCUCACUCUUGGGGAAGGAGGUGAGUGGCCUCAAGGCGAAGUCAGUAGGGUUCUCCUCCAUCCUCAAGUCAGGGCCCAGCAGCAAGACCGGCGUUAAGGGCAAGGAGAAAGGUUUGGAGGGGGAUGACACCGAAGAGGACGAUGAGCUCGAAAUGUCUGUCACACCAGGUGAUGACUCGGUCCUUGAGGGGGGCAUCCCUCAACUGACCUUCCUGGCUCAAUCUAUGACUGGGGCGGCCCCAUCAUCAAGUGUGAUCGCUGCUGGCGCAGCGCCAAUUGAGAACAAGAUCAAGGCCAAGGCCACCACCAACGUGGUGGCGACAGCGUAUCUGGCGGUGUGGAACUUAUGGGCGGGGCUGGCCUCAAGAGCAGGCGCUAAGGGGAGCCCCUCACAACACACGAAGGGUGAGGACGUCCAGCUCUGGAUCAAGAAGGUCAAGCUGCGGGGCACACAAGUGGGAUGGGACUCCGCCACCCUGCUGGCGCAAGCGUCAGCCACGCUGGAGGGUGCCACAGCACUAUGGCUCCACACAGCAGAGCUGGAGGCGAUGUUCCAGUUCAACCAGUUCAAAUCCAAGCUCAUGUGCGCCUUCUCACCAUUCACUCAGGUGGAGCUCUUCAAGGAGUACCUCACAUGUACACAGAGCAAGAGUGAGAACAUCCAUCUGUUCUACUUCCGCCUCUUGCUCCUCCAGAAGUGCAUGGGACUGGCAGAUCUGGAUCUUCUGUCAUCACAGUUCUGCAAAGGGCUGAAGGCCAACAUCUGCAAGGGCAUCAACCUCUUGCCAAGCAGCAUGCCACUGGUGGACCUACUGGAGCAGGCAGUGGAGGUGGAAUUGCAGCUGAAGACCAACCCCAGCUGUGUGACACUGGUGGUGGCCAUUGCUGAGGAGAGACCAGGCAGCCUCAAAGGGCUGCAAGGACAGCACAUCAGGGCAGACAUUGCAGACCUGCACAACAGCAUCCAGGACCUGGUCAUGUGGAUGCAUGAGUGUGAGUCAGAUGACAAGCAAUGA
Acanthamoeba castellanii str. Neff is the source of this 1038-nucleotide messenger RNA. RefSeq lists its product as uncharacterized. NCBI's taxonomy places the organism in Eukaryota, Discosea, Longamoebia, Acanthamoebidae. The record is from RefSeq and is a predicted model, not a curated record. The transcript is spliced from 3 exons. The coding region runs from base 1 to 1038 and encodes 345 amino acids.